Messenger RNA from Cyprinus carpio (common carp), 3765 nucleotides. Its product is annotated as RAP1 GTPase activating protein a. Bases 801 to 3053 code for a protein of 750 amino acids. The record is from RefSeq and is a predicted model, not a curated record. NCBI's taxonomy places the organism in Eukaryota, Metazoa, Chordata, Actinopteri, Cypriniformes, Cyprinidae. Gene Ontology annotation, biological process: regulation of small GTPase mediated signal transduction; activation of GTPase activity. Gene Ontology annotation, molecular function: GTPase activator activity. The transcript is spliced from 25 exons. Gene Ontology annotation, cellular component: cytoplasm.
GGCAGUGGUUUCUGGAUGAGAAUGGUCCGGAGUGCAGAGGACACACUGCAGCCCUGCUGCCUUGUUGCCACAGCGACGGGAGACAGCACUGCAGUGUUGGCAGGACAAACUGGCUGAGGCACACAUGCGACACUCUCACACCCCUGUCUGUGUGAGUGAGAGUGUAUGUGUGCUGGCAGGCUGUGUGUACAGGCCUGAUCAGGAUGCCAGGCGCAGAUGGACAGCAGGCUGAAGGUCGGUCCUAACGAACCUACGGGAUAAACCAGAUUCCCGACUCCGGCAUCCGUCCCUCUACGUGUAACCUCAGGACCCGGCCUGCAUCAGUCUCCGCCUCUGUAGAAAACAGCCUGCAGGACAAGAGCCCUACCACGUCUAUCCUUCCUCACUGUAUUCUUCUGAAGGCACAGAGCAGUAGAGGACAACUUGAGGAUUUCUUCAUAUUUACGGCAAUCGCAGCCUUUAACAUCACGCUUCAGUGGCUUUGUGAUGGGACUUUGUCAGGUAGUCCAUUUGCUGGAGUUGCAGUUUGUUUAUAUAUUUUGGAACUUGUAAUGAAAAUGUAUCUUUUUUUAAUUCUAAUAGUGUAUAUAUAGUGGUGAUAAUUCAUCAAAAAGACAUGCAAAUUUAUGUAUGAGACUUAUUUUGAGUCUUUGAAAGAGACUGAGAGGAAGAGGAUUCAUUAGCUUGUCAGAGCGAGACAGGAUUUGACUACUGUGAUCCAGAAUUAGGCCAUAAUCCCAUCUGUAGGCCUGAGACCUUCAGGAAGGAAGACAGAUCUCAAUUAGCCUGGCACAUCCACAAUGCCUUGCUCUCCCUUUCGAAUCAGGAGGCCGAAGAAGUUCUGGAAACAGGAUGGGGGAGAGCCCUGUAUCUCUAACACACUAGAUCCUUCACUGUUCCGGCCUUCACUGCCUCACACCGGCCCUGUGUUCCUCAAGACUACUGAUUUAUUUGAAAUGAUUGAGAAAAUGCAGAGCAACAGAAUGGACGAGCAACGAUGCACUUUUCCUCCUCCUCUCAAAACCGAGGAAGACUACAUCCCUUACCCCAGCGUCCACGAGGUUCUCGGCAGAAAGAGUCCAUUUCCCUUGAUUCUGCUGCCCCAGUUCGGGGGUUAUUGGAUUGAAGGGACCAAUCACGAGCUGAGCAAUGGGAUCGACCUGGACCAGCUCCUGUCUCCCAACUCACGCUUCAAACUGGAGUGCAACACCACCGCUAAGAUCUACAGGAAGCAUUAUCUGGGCAAAGAACACUUUAAUUACUAUACAGUGGACAGUGCCCUGGGCCACCUGGUGUUCUCCAUGAAAUAUGAUGUUAUCGGGGACCAAGAGCAUCUUCGUCUCAUGCUCAGAACAAAAAUGAAAACAUAUCAUGACGUGAUUCCAAUAUCUUGUCUGACCGAAUUCCCCAACAUUGUCCAGAUGGCCAAGCUCGUCUGUGAAGAGGUGAACGUGGACCGAUUUUUCCCGGUGCUUUACCCAAAGGCCUCCAGGCUCAUCGUCACUUUCGACGAACACGUCAUAAGCAACAACUUCAAGUUUGGAGUCAUUUAUCAGAAGUUUGGACAGACCUCAGAGGAGGAGUUGUUUGGGAAUAACGAGGAGAGUCCUGCUUUGGUGGAGUUUUUAGAGUUUCUGGGACAGAAAAUCGAGCUUUAUGACUUCAGAGGGUUUCGUGGAGGAUUGGACGUGACCCAUGGACAGACAGGCUCUGAAUCUGUGUACCACAAUUUCCACAACAAGGAGAUCAUGUUCCACGUGUCAACUAAGCUGCCUUACACAGAGGGCGAUACACAGCAGCUACAAAGGAAGAGGCAUAUAGGAAAUGACAUUGUGGCCAUCGUGUUUCAAGACGAGAACACUCCAUUUGUGCCAGACAUGAUUGCCUCCAACUUCCUGCAUGCCUAUGUAGUGGUGCAAGUUGAAAAUGCCUGUUCUGACAACGCCCUGUACAAGGUUUCAGUAACAGCGAGAGAUGACGUCCCCUUCUUCGGACCACCCCUCCCAAACCCAGCCAUUUUUAAGAAAGGCCCAGAGUUUCAUGAAUUUUUGCUUACCAAGCUGAUCAAUGCUGAAUAUGCUUGUUACAAAGCUGAAAAAUUUGCCAAAUUAGAGGAGCGUACCCGGUCUGCUCUGCUGGAGACGCUGUAUGAGGAGCUGCACAUCAACAGUCAGGCUAUGAUGGGGCUGGGAGGAGAGGAGGACAAACUGGAGAAUGGAGGAGGAGGGGGAGGGGGCUUCUUUGAGUCUUUCAAGCGGGUGAUCCGCAGCAGGAGCCAGUCUCUGGACACCAUGGGCCUCAAUAUCAGGAAGUACACAGUCUCCAAUAGUCACAGUGGCAGUAUCACCCACAACAACAACAACCACCACUCACCAGAGACCCCUAAACCCCAUGGGAUAUCAUUGCUUGUCCCAGGCAAAAGUCCCAGUAAAUAUGGACGGCGUGGCAGUGCCAUAGGAAUAGGAACCAUAGAAGAGUCUUUGAUCAUUCCUGGAAAAAGCCCAACUAGGAAAAAGUCAGGACCUUUCAGCUCUCGACGUAGCAGUGCUAUUGGCAUUGAGAACAUCCAGGAGGUCCGGGAGAAGAGUAGAGAGUGCUCCCCCAGCACACAGAAGACUCCUGACAGUGGCCACGCCUCCCAGGACCCCAAGUCUGAAAACUCCUCCAAUCAGAGCUCUCCUGAGAUCCUCAUCACCAAGAACAGCUCAAGCAUGUACUGCCAGGCUCCCUCCAUUCCUGAGGCUCAUGACCUGUCCCGCUCCUCCUCUAACGCCAGCAGCUUUGCUAGUGUGGUAGAGGACAAUGAAACCGAGGCCACAGAGGACUAUGACACCGGCAUGGAGAGUCUGUCGUCAGCAGAUACUCCUCAUAAACGAGACUCGUUCACGUACAGCACAUGGCUGGAGGACAACAUGAGCACUGCCAGUACAACCAGCAGGGGGAGCUCUCCUGCUGGGAAAACAGAUAGUGGAAAGAACCAGGAGCAGAACCGUGCAGACAUCCGCAUCAAACUUGAGCGACCGCAUGACCACAAGUCCACAUCUAACUGCUAGCCCCUCCUGAUUGAAUGCCUCAUGGACGUCCAUCAACAGCAUUUCUGUUAGAAACACCAUAGAGAGAAAAGGCGAACUGGAGUUUAUGCAGUUACUUGAUGAAGAAGAGGAUGACGACCACAGUUGGCUGCAGAAGUGACAACAUGUACAUGCCCCAGAACCACAAUCAUGUGACCAUACCUCCAUCAGGACACUCACUUCCCUUGCAGACUUGACCAGAAACAGGAAGGAGUUGGUUAUAGGCAGCCAGAGACUGUGCAUUGGCUCUGUCCCCUUGUGAGUACAUCAGUAAAUGAAUGAGAACCUCCUCUGUAGCAGCAUCUACUGACACGCCACUGUGCUGGUGAGUGGCUAAACUAGCAGGUUAUUUGAGGUCCCAACACUGUGCUGAAAUUCAAUUCUGUGAAGUUUGUCUCCUAAAGAACAUUUUAUCUGCUUGUGUGACGAAAACUUUUUAGCCCUGUCCCAAAUGGUGGACUCUGCAACAGGGAUAGUGCAUUCUUCUGAAACCUAAAAUGACAAAUGGGAGGCGCUACGGUCUCAAGGACUUCACUGCAAAUAUAUUACACAUCCAAUCCGCUAUUUAGGACAGGGCCAUAGAGACCAAACCAUGUCAUGUCUGUCGUUCAGAAUUCAGGUGUGAAAACCCUUGAUCUGAUGUUCAUUGUAGCUGUGCAAUACAUUAUUUAAAAGUAACAUCACUCCAAGAGUU